Lasiosphaeria miniovina is the source of this 486-nucleotide messenger RNA. RefSeq lists its product as uncharacterized. The coding region runs from base 1 to 486 and encodes 161 amino acids. The transcript has 2 exons. The record is from RefSeq and is a predicted model, not a curated record. NCBI's taxonomy places the organism in Eukaryota, Fungi, Ascomycota, Sordariomycetes, Sordariales, Lasiosphaeriaceae.
AUGACUCUGCCUCCGGAGAUCCAUUUGAUGAUUUCCAAACAGCUCAUCUACCCCGACGCGCUGUCGCUCAAGUUUGUGAACCGCCACUUUUACCACCUCGUCGACACGGGCGUCCGCCUCAAGGUUGACUGGCUUGUCGAGCGCCGGCGCUUGCACCUAGAGUGCCCGAACAACCGCCGCUGCGACCUAGGCAGUGACCUUCGCUUCUGCCGCGGGAGUGUCAGCCUUCUCAUGCAGCGACGCAGAGAGCACAUCGAGUGCGAGUCGCGCCCCGGCCUGGGAUGCCUUAUUUACGGCACCAGAACUUGUGCCCACGCCCGCCAGCUUCGAACCCGCAUCAAGCGAUGGAUGCACAAUCAGCGCAACCAGUACACGGCCGAGACGGGCUGGACCCUGCUGGGCCUGCACGCCAUCAUCAUCAUUCUCGCCCUGCUUGUUCUGUGGUGGCGCGACGGGCGCAAGAGUCUCUUGCCUAGCUCCGCCUAG